Mauremys mutica (yellowpond turtle) is the source of this 3380-nucleotide messenger RNA. RefSeq names its product neuronal tyrosine-phosphorylated phosphoinositide-3-kinase adaptor 2 (gene NYAP2). Bases 1239 to 3347 code for a protein of 702 amino acids. Gene Ontology annotation, biological process: neuron projection morphogenesis; phosphatidylinositol 3-kinase/protein kinase B signal transduction. The transcript is spliced from 8 exons. NCBI's taxonomy places the organism in Eukaryota, Metazoa, Chordata, Testudines, Geoemydidae. The record is from RefSeq and is a predicted model, not a curated record.
AGCUUCUGGGUGGAUAUAAGAAGUACCUAAACAGAGCAUACGCCAAUAUUCCAGCAUAGACAUAAUGAAUCUGCACAAAUUAUUCCUAUCAUAAAGGUGUGUGUGUUUCAUAUUCUUUCCUACCUACAGAGGCUAAAUAUGAUGUACGGUGUUGUUAAUGCAGAUUUUUUCCCCACUGGAUUAUUUGCUAAUCAGACUACAGUACGGUGGAGAUAAAAGAGAGAAUCUGUUGCCUAGAUAGGAGGCUUUAAUGAGCAACUGAACCCCUGGGAGCUGAAAUCUGAAGUAGAAUGAUGCUGUUUUCGGGUCUCUUGUCAUUUCUUCACUUGCUUCUUCUCAUCCGUUUUCCAAUGGGCCUAGUGAGCAGGAACUAUCCAAGGUACUAGAAUGCUGGCUGCUUGGUUGCUGAAUACAAGCGGAUUGCAGAAAGAGAAGAGAACCAGAUUACUGCUUAUAUCAGAAGGUAGGCUUGCUCUUUGUUUGAGAAUCCCUGAUUAAUCAACAGCAGCAUCAACAGACUAAGGCAGCUGGAGAGAGCAAGCCUGCCUGUAAGUCACGGGGGAGAGAGACGAUGCCACAAGCUUGACUGCUUCAAACCUUCUAUAUCUAAGUGGCAAUGAGAGAGAGAGCAUCUUUUCUGCUGCAAGAAGCCAUUUGGAUAGGAUGUUUUCUAUUCCUUGUUUUCAUUUAUUUUUGUCACCACAGAAUACAUUCAAAUGAGGCACCUUAGCAAUCUCUGUGUUAUUGCAUAUGACGGUGGUGUAAUCUUCUACGUUGUAAAGUGGGUAAACAUCAUCCAGUUUCUUCUCAGCUGGACCUCAAAGCAGGGUGCUGUUUGUACCCUCCUAUUUUCUAUGCCCUCUGUUCUCUGAAUGUGGAUUUAAAGAAGCAAGCACCUGUCUUCUCUUGCCACUGCAUUUUUAAAAGCCAAACUUUAAAGGCCAUUUUAAUUCUAUACCAAGAAGAUCUUUAACAUAACCCACUGACUUCUAGUGAUGCAGAAUUCUACAAUCUGGGCAUCUUUGCCAACAAGAUUUAAUGCACUUUAACCGAAGAAAAACUGAGCCUAAUUGCAAAUCUGUUUCUUAUGGUGCUGAAAUAUUCCUUCAGACUGCACUGAGAUAACCACAGGAAAGGGCUUUUACAGACAAAAGUCACCUUUGAUUAUUGCACUUAGCAGUCCCCGUGGACUUAAAUUUUGGAAGUGUUGCUUUCCUUCAUCCAUUAUCUCCUGCAAAAUGAUGAAUUCUAAUCAGGAGGAGGUCACGUUGGGCACUUUUCUCCAGUAUAUUGAAGAUAUGGGGAUGAAGGCCUAUGAUGGCUUGGUUAUACAGAAUGCAUCAGACAUUGCUCGAGAGAAUGAUCGCAUGAGGAAUGAAACAAACCUGGCUUACUUGAAAGAAAAGAAUGAAAAACGCCGUAAACAAGAAGAAGCAAUAAAACGCAUAGGUGGAGAAGUCGCGAGAGGAAGUGAAGGAAGCUAUGUGGGCAAACAUUUCCGCAUGGGAUUUAUGACAAUGCCUGCUCCUCAGGACAGACUGCCGCAUCCUUGCUCUAGUGGCUUUACCGUGAGAUCCCAGUCUCUUCAUUCGGUUGGGGGUACCGAUGAUGAAAGCAGUAGCUGCUCUCGUAAACAACCUCCACCAAAACCUAAACGAGAUCCCAACACCAAAUUGAGCACCUCAUCUGAAACGGUCAACUCUGGAACAAGUAAGAGUGGGAAACUACCGGACAAGACUGAAGCAUCGGCCAAACCAAGACCUCACAGUGAUGAAUAUACCAAGAAGAUCCCUCCUCCUAAGCCUAAACGAAAUCCAAACACUCAGCUAAGCACAUCUUUUGAUGAAACGUACAUCAAAAAGCAUGGCCCCAUGAAGACAACACUCACUAGGGAUGCCUCUUUAUCGCAAGUCAGCAGUCCUGCCCCAGACACAGAAGAAGAAGAGCCUGUUUAUAUUGAAAUGGUUGGGAAUAUACUAAGAGACUUCAAGAAAGAUGAGGAUGACCAAAGUGAAGCAGUCUAUGAGGAGAUGAAAUACCCUAUAUUUGAUGAUGUAGGCCAAGAUUCAAAGUGUUCAUGUGAAUAUGACCAUCACAGUUGUUCUUCUCAGUGUGCUACUCCCACAGUGCCUGACCUAGAAUUCACCAAGUCCUCAGUGCCAUCUACUCCCAAGGGCUUGCUUUGUGAUAUCCCCCCACCAUUUCCAAAUCUACUUUCUCAUAGACCUCCACUACUGGUGUUCCCACCAGCACCAGUGCAGUGUUCCCCAAAUUCUGAUGAGUCUCCUCUAACUCCACUGGAAGUCACAAAGCUUCCUGUAUUAGAAAAUGUGUCUUACAUCAAACAACAAGCUGGAGCUUCUCCAUCUUCACUGCCACCUCAUACACCGGGCCAUCAAAAACUGGAGAAAGACCAGACAGUAUCUCAUGGAACUACUACUCCUGGGCACUCCUCCUCACCUCCUCAUCCUUCUACCUUAUACAGAACACAGUCUCCACAUGGCUACCCUAAAAGUCACUCUGCCUCACCCUCUCCUGUCAGUAUGGGUAGGUCUCUUACCCCCUUAAGCCUCAAAAGACCUCCACCUUAUGACUCUGUACAUUCAGGAAGUCUCUCAAGAAGUUCUCCAUCAGUGCCUCAUUCUACAGCCAGAAACACGUUGCAAGAAGGGGGAAAGAUGGUAAAUGCCUCGGUCAAUACCUACGGGUCAUCAUCACAGAGUGGUUCACGUUCUAGAACACCGACCAGUCCUUUAGAGGAACUAACCAGCCUCUUUACCUCAGGACGAAGUUUACUGAGGAAGUCGUCCAGUGGCAGAAGAUCUAAAGAGCCUGCAGAGAAACCAUUAGAAGAGUUGAAGAUCAGAAGCCACAGUACUGAACCACUACCAAAGUUGGAAAACAAAGAAAGAGGAGGUCACCAUGGGACAACUUCCUCCAGGGAGCCAAUAAAAGCUCAGGAAUGGGAUGGAACACCAGGACCACCAGUUUUGUCCAGUAGACUGGGAAGAUCCUCUGUUAGUCCAACGAUGUUAGCAGGAAACAACAGCUCAGAGCCUAAAGCAAGCUGUAGAUUAGGUCGAUCUGCAUCCACAUCAGGUGUGCCUCCUCCAUCAGUUACUCCUCUCAGGCAAGCCAGCGAUCUCCAACCCAGCCAGGAACUGGAGCACUCCCAGGAGGCAGAAGAUCUAAAGAAGAAUUUUUGCUUCGAGAGCCAUAUGCUGGACCCCAUUCCUCUGCUUCCAGAUUGCAGGCUGGCAACAGAGCUACCAAGUGGCCAUAACUGCUGUACCGAAGUUUCGUUAGCUCCCUCUACCCCAGCUCUUGGGGGUAACUCAAUGACCUGAGCCCAUAUAGUGGAGUAUAUCCGCUCUCUCCCA